AUGUUCGAAAAAAUUCUCUUCGCAAACUGCAUAUUGCAAUUGGCUUGGGCAGCGUGCCUGGAAGAUGAUGGAAAUCCGGGGACUCAUGACACUACUAAGUGUAAAAAGGGUCACUGUGAUGUAUCCAUAGGAGAACAGCCUUAUUGCUCAAAAUGUUCCGUGGAUAACGAACACCUUGUUGACGGAACGUGUGUAGUGAGUGCAACGGAUCAAGCAAAUACGAAGUGCAUUGAUCCAGUUGAAGGAAAGUGCGGAUCUUGUAAAGAUGGAUACUUCAUGUACAAAAGCGGAUGCUAUAAUUCGGGAGGUUCUCCAGGGAACGAAAUGUGUACUAGUGCACCUGAAGGAAAAUGUAGCACUCCUGCAGCUGGAUACUUCAUCAUUCCAACAACAGAUGCAGACGCCUCUCAUCAAUCUGUCGUGUCGUGCAGUGACAGUGAGGGAGCGAACGGGAAAAGCGACAAGAUUUAUAAGGGCGUGGAAGGAUGUGCUGAAUGCACACUAGAUAACUUAGCUACCACCGCGACCUGUACUAAGUGUACGACUGACUUUCUACACGCCCCAAUCGAAGGUGGAACUGCAUGUCUGACUGAAUGCCCGGAAGGAUACUUCGGGCACACAGCAACAAGUGGAAAGCAGCUAAAGACUUGCCAGUCGUGUAGUUCGCCUGAAGCAAGCUUAAUUCCAGCCGCGACAGGGGUGCCAAAUUGUGUCAAAUGCACAUAUGAUACUAAGGUUGUCUGUGAAAAAUGUGAUCAAGACAAAUAUCUGAAGACAGAAUCGGGGACAACCUCUUGUGUUAGCGCAGAGGAGUGUAAGGAUGGAUUCUUCCCCACAGCCGAUGCACAGGGCAAGAAGGUGUGUGCUAAGUGCAGCGAUACUGUCAAUGGUGGCAUAGAGGAUUGUGCAAAGUGCUCUCUCAAGGCAACUCCUGCAAGCGCAGGCCCACUAAUCACGUGCUCUGAGUGCACCACUCACAACCUGAGCCCCCUGAAGGACGCGUGUCUAACAGCCUGCCCUGCCGGGAUGUAUGCCAACAGCAAGGUGUGCACCCCCUGCCACGAGUCGUGCGCAAGCUGUAGCAAUGACGCAGAAGCGUCGUGCACGGCCUGCUAUCCGGGGUCUGUGCUGAAUCGGUCGUCUGGUGACACAGGAGCGUGCAUAAAAGAGUGCACGGGAAGGUACGCAGAGAACUGCGAGGCUGACCAGUGCAAGGCCGUCGUAGGUGGCUCCAAGUACUGCAGCAGGUGCAAGGCCGGAUACGUCCCAGUGGACGGCGUCUGUGUGUCGACAACGACAAGGGCGCCGACUGGAUGCACGCCGGGUGACGGAGUAUGUACUGCGUGUACAGGCUCAUACUUCCUGCAAUCGGGUGGGUGCUACAGCGCCGGAGCCUUUCCGGGUAAUACGCUGUGCACAACGGCUAGCGAUGGAAAGUGCCAGACAUGUGCCAAUGGGCAAGCAGCAGAUACCACUUCGGGUUCCUGCCCGGCGUGUCCGGAUGGGUGCUCAAAGUGCGCGACUAGUGGUAGUCCCAAAGCAUGCUCAGAAUGCCUCCCCGGAUACUAUAAGUCCGGAAGUAGCUGCGUGAAGUGUGAUGCUAGUGCCAACGGAAUAGUUGGUGUGCCUAAUUGCAUAAGCUGCGCUCCUCCGGCUGGUGGUAGUGGCUCUGUUACUUGCUAUGUCAAAACAGACGGCACUAGUGGUGGUGAUGAUAACACCGGUGGUAGUACAAACAAGAGUGGCCUCUCCACAGGGGCCAUAGCAGGGAUCUCCGUUGCUGUGAUUGUUGUUGUAGGUGGUCUCAUAGGCUUCUUGUGUUGGUGGUUCAUAUGUAGAGGGAAGGCGUAA
This is a messenger RNA of Giardia duodenalis, 1851 nucleotides long. RefSeq names its product VSP. The coding region runs from base 1 to 1851 and encodes 616 amino acids. The transcript has a single exon. NCBI's taxonomy places the organism in Eukaryota, Fornicata, Diplomonadida, Hexamitidae. The record is from RefSeq and is a predicted model, not a curated record.